Messenger RNA from Haplochromis burtoni (Burton's mouthbrooder), 5043 nucleotides. RefSeq names its product zinc finger protein 2 homolog. The record is from RefSeq and is a predicted model, not a curated record. NCBI's taxonomy places the organism in Eukaryota, Metazoa, Chordata, Actinopteri, Cichliformes, Cichlidae. The transcript has 2 exons. Gene Ontology annotation, cellular component: nucleus. Bases 1540 to 2610 code for a protein of 356 amino acids.
AAACUAGCUGAUGUUCAACAUUCAGUCUGAGAAUUGUUCUCUUCACAGCAGCACUUAUUAUUGACACAAUGGUUGAACACAGUGCAGAAGGAGAGCCCCGCCUACUGGAUGAUGUCGCCCUCUGUCUCCUCUUUGAGUCUCACUUCUCUCACUUCCUCUUCCUCCUGGUUCACAGACUGUUAGCAGCAUUUGAAUCACUGUGAGGAGGGAGGACGGAGCACUUUGCACUGUGUGCAAACACAACGUGGAAGCACAAAUGUUCUCCAUCACUGAUGCUUCUCAUGCUUAAAGUGAGACUCAGGGUCAGAUAUUUUUUUAGAUCAUUUGAGGUUUAAGCGUGACAUCCUCAGAAGGCUCCAGAACAUGUGACAUGUCAUGUUUUACAGUUGUUUUUGUCAAAGCAAAGAAAAUGUAGUUUUGCACGUUUUUACAGCACGAAUUCAAAGCAACAUAAACAUUGAGAAAUAUCAUUUUUAAGACCAGGAGCACCAAAAACAUCACAACAGAUUCAAAGUAGUUGAUCUUUCAUGUGAGCUCAAACUUAAAGAGUAUUCUGAAGUUUAGGUUGAAAAUGAAUUCAUGAUGGUCAAGUUAGUGUUUGAUGUGUAGAAUAAAUAUUCCUUCCUACUGGAAAUUGUUUUGUAAUAUCUGGAGACAUUUAAAAGAUGUGGAAGCAAGAUCCACAGAUGAGAGGAGAGCAGGUGGUCUCCAGGGUCAUGGACACUUUGAACCACUCUGGGGAAACAGGAUGGAUAUAAAGCUUUGUGUGGACUGUGACUCAGACGGUGUCAGAGCAGCUUAAACAUCAGUGAACAGCAGCUUCACCAGGAAUACGUCCUGAUGCCACAGUGUUGGAAAAGAAGGAGAGCUUUUACUUUAAACUGUACAUAAAGGCAUGCAGAUCAGUCAAACUGGGGUUGUGUUCAUUGUUCCUGAGGUUCAUGUUAACAUACAGGGAAGGAUCAAGGGUGGAUGAUCAUAAUACACCAGAGAAACUCACAAGACUGUUACCUGUUCAAUAUACUGCAGAUACAAGUCAGCAGACGUCCUGACAGAGAGCCAACAAACACAAUCAUUCUGUAAAUAAGGAACGAAGCAGUAGAUCAGCCUGCAAAGCAAGCUCCACAAAGCUGCCCCUCUAAUCAGCUUCAGACACACAGAAACACAAAGGAUGAUGAAGCAGAAACGAUGCAAAAGCAGUGGGUGGAGGAAAAGGAAGGAUGACGGUGUUACAGGACAGAGGAAAGCAGGAGAGAUGAGUCAUCGGCACUUUGGACGCUCUGGUUUAAACAGCAGGAAACUGACAGCUGUGAGGAAACAUCGUCUUUUUCUCAGUGACGCUGGUCCACACUCCACGCCAGCAGAUGGCGCUAAUGCACCACUUCCAUGUUUUCCAGCCACCGGGACAGCUUCCCUGUGACACGAGGCGGAAGUGAAGAGGAAACGCUGCCAGUAUUGUUCGCUUUCCUCCGGGAGCUUCAGCAGGAAGUCGGAGCUGUGGUGGUCUCUCCGCCGGAUCUGUGAGCUGUCGGAGCCGCGAUGUCGUCAGUUCGGUACCUGAGAGAGUUUAUCAACGAGCGACUAACUGCUGCCGCCGAGGAAAUCUUCCUGGAGUUUGAAAAAACCAUCGUCCAGUACGAGGAAGUGAUCGACCGGCAGCAGAGGCUGCUGAGCAUCACCUGGAAACCCGAAACACAGCUGCACAAGACAGACGUCCCACAGCAGCCUGUCUGUAAGGAGGAGGAGGUUCUCCCUGAGCAGCAGGAGAGGAGCUCCAGUCUGGACCAGGAGGAACCAGAACCUCCGCAGAUUAAAGAGGAACCCGAGGAACUGUGCAGCAGUCAGGAGGGAGAGCCGCUGGUGCUGAAGGAGGAGAUCGAUACUUUUAUGGUGACUGAAACUUAUGAGGAAAGCGAGCACAGCGACUCAGAGCCGGACAGCGAUCAGCUCCUCUCUCACAGCUCUGCCGAGAGAACCGAGAUCCGAGACCAGGAAGGAGUCCAGAGCGCAGAUCCAGGAGCGUCUAGAAGUCACAGCAGCAACGCAGGAGACUCUCCGGUAUCAGAGAGUCCGUGUAACGCCACUGCAGGGGAAAAGUCUUUAACGUGCGGCUUUUGUGGGAAAGCCUUCAAGAACAAGUACAAGAUGAUUGAUCACCACAGAGUCCACACGGGUGAGAAGCCGUAUUCUUGUGAAACGUGUGGGAGGAGUUUCACUCAGAGGGGAACGCUGACCGUCCACAUGAGGACUCACACAGGCGAGAAGCCGUAUUCCUGCAAAAUAUGUGGGAAAGGUUGCACGGUGAGGAGUAAUCUGAUGGUCCACAUGAGAACGCACACAGGUGAGAUGCCUUACCUGUGUAAUACCUGCGGGGACAGGUUUUCAGACUUGUCGACAUACAAAAGACACACGACCGUCCACACGGGAGAGACGCCGUAUUCCUGCGAAACGUGUGGAAAGGCUUUUAACCGAGGCAGCAAUCUGCUGCGCCACAUGAGAACUCACACAGACGAGAGGCCUUAUUCUUGUCAAACGUGCGGGAAAAUGUUCACACGCAGUAAUCAUUUGUUGCGCCACAUGAAAAUUCACACGGGGGAGGAGUCCCAGUAGUGGUACUGUUAGUGGUGCUGGUCACAGCUACUUUAAAGCUGUCCUUAUACACAAAAAGGAAAGAGACGAAUGUAAUCCUGUCACACCAGGAUGCUCCAAGUAUUAUUCCUACAGUGUGUAAGAAUGAAAACGUCCAGUUCGAACAGAUAUUCAGGAGUGACUGCAGCCUCCGAGUGACAGGUGGGAACCUGAAAGUGGGAAUUCAGGAUGCACAAACCCAACUAGUCAAUAGUUUUUUAUGGGAUAUCCAUCAUUUGGAUGUUGUGUGUGCUGCAGGCUGCUCUCAUAUUAUUCUCUAUGACAUCCUCACAAAGACCAAAGUCUGUGUUUGUAUGUGUGAAACAGGAAUAACACGUCCCAAGUCUGCGAGUCCGUCAGGGUCCGCUCGAGUCCCAGUGACUUAACCGGUCGCAGCAGAUGGCCCCGCCCCUCCCUGAGCCUGGUUCUGCUGGAGGUUUCUUCCUGUUAAAAGGGAGUUUUUCCUUCCCACUGUCGCCAAAGUGCUGCUCACAGGGGUCAUAUGAUUGUUGGGUUUUUCUCUGUGUGUGUUAUUGUAGGGUCUACAGUAUAAAGCGCUCUGAGGCGACUGUUGUUGUGAUUUGGUGUUGUAUAAAUAAAACUGAAUGAAAUCGUCGGGCACUUUUCACGAGUUACUGUGGGGACAUCCACGUCCCUGCUGGGUUUUUGAGAUUAAUCCCAGGCAGUUUCCAACCCAGAGAAAGCUCUCCAGGAUGGGGAGCAGCAAAAACGCAUCAUCAAUGUCUCAAUAAGUAACAAAGUCGUCAGAUUAAAUAUAAAAGAUAACAUUUAUGUAGCCAGAACAAACCUUUGUUCUAAACCACAGAGCUCAGCUCACACAAUGUUUCCCACAGUGAGAGGUCACAUGAUCAGGCAUCGAAGCCUUCAGGGGCGGUUUGGUGUGAUUUUAAGUGUAAAUGAAUUAUAACCUGAUAUGUGGAGAAACAAACUGUAGGAGCUUUUUGUUUUUUAAUAGAUAGAAAAAGUUUUAAAUAUAUGUUUGUUUGGGCUGUUUGAUUGUUAGAGGGACGGAUAUUUAAUCUCUUUGAGCUCAUUUUUGUUCGUUUACACAAGUUUAUUGUUAGAUUUUCAGAAUCCACCCAACAACAGAAGAAGCAGUGUUAGAGGUGGUGGCAAAAGCUGAAGGCAAAACAUUCAUAUUAAAACAACUCAUGAUCAUUGUGACAGUAAUAAAGUGUAAAGUCUGGAGGUGGUGACUGUGUGCUUCAGACUCCCAGCCAGGACCCGGCUCCCGCCGCGGGACCUGGCUCCAGGUCCCGCGGCCUGAGGGGCCGACGCGAGGCCCAGCCUGCUCCGUGGGAACCUGUCAGAGCCGAGGAAAGCGGAGUUUGGUUCAUCUUUCCUCCAGCUUUAAUUCGUAAGCUCACAGGUGUGGAUGAAAGCAGUGACUGUGACUUACUGCAUUUAUAGCUGUUGAAUACAGUCAUUGAUUUUAUUGACUGUUGUUUAUCUCAUGCAUGCAUCAAAUAAAGUAUUUAAUCUGUAAAACCGUCCUCUGUUUGACUUCUUUAAACUGCCAGUAGCUCGUCCUCAGUCAUGGACAAAUGCAGAUCUGUGUCAGCUCCUUAUUGGAAGCUUCUAAGCAGUUUUCUCUGAACACACAUGAACAUGGACUUGGCAGUAAAAGUUGACACAGCCUGAAACCUGUGCAGGACCAAAGCUGUGUGCCAGUGAGAUCAGAGCUGCUGUCAGCCACAGAGGUGUAUUUGGGGCUCGGCCUGUAGGGGGUGCUGGUGGUGACUCUUGUACCGUCGUGUGUAGUCACACCAGUAUAAUGUGACGGCCAACCUGGGCUUCUGUACUGGGUUGCCAUGGCAGCUCUCACCAAGAUGAAAUGAACAAAUAAACUGCACACACACGUUUUACUGCCCAGGCUGCAGCAGUGGCCUUUGACCUUUAGCUGCUCACGGUCCGUCCUUCACCUUUAAAGGCUCCCACAGACUCUGUGUCAGGAUCCACACAUGCAGCAAGCUCAUCAUCGUCUCAGAAUACCAUCACCACGGAGGAAUCCACACAGGUGAGACGCUGUGUCGUCCUGUAACACGAGGGAAACGUUUCAGACAAAAUACGGAUUCAAGAACUGCCUGGAAACAUGUUUCAGUCUAAAAGCAGCUUCAGACUAAUAAAGACCAGAGUGAGAAGUUUGAUUCAGUCAUGUGUUGUAUAAAUGCUAUUUGUUUGUUAGUGUUUUUAUCUGCUUUUAUGUUUGGUUUGUGGUUGAUGUGGAUUUGCUGCUCAUGUGAAUCCUCCCACAGUGUUUCAUUAGCAGCUGUAACCACAGUGACUCUGAUAAAACAGGAAUUAGCAGAAUCCAUCUGAUAUGAAGCUGUGCUUUGAAUACCACUUCCCUCCUCUUUGAAGAGUAGUCAGAUAUCUGUGUUCAGGUUUUUGUAC